Molecule: messenger RNA, 1688 nt
Organism: Sphaeroforma arctica JP610
Lineage: Eukaryota; Ichthyosporea; Ichthyophonida
Product: methylenetetrahydrofolate dehydrogenase [NAD+], variant 1
Exons: 8
Coding region: 322-1131 (269 amino acids)
Biological process (GO): purine nucleobase biosynthetic process
Cellular component (GO): cytosol
Molecular function (GO): methylenetetrahydrofolate dehydrogenase (NADP+) activity; methylenetetrahydrofolate dehydrogenase (NAD+) activity
Source: RefSeq, a predicted model, not a curated record
UUUUUUGCAAGAGUGCGUAGAGCUGUAGGAGUGAAGGCUACCUCUCUAAGAGUAGUAGACACCGGGCAAACAGUUACUCACUCGCCACCAGUAUAGUGUUCUAUUGAGAUAGAGACAGUUAAAUAGCUUAGGUGAGUUGUAGACACUCGCUACUAGAGUAAAAGAGAGAGAGACUGUGAGUAUACUCAAUAUAGUGUUCUGUUUAAAUUGAGAUAGCUUUUAUUGUAACUAGCGUAGUGCACAUAUAAAUACUUGUAUGUCAACUUGUACUACCUGACUAGAACACGAAUUUCCUAUUCAUAUUACCCAUAAUUACACAAUAUGCCAGCUUUUGAUACGAGCGAAAGUCACUGUCAAAUUAUCGACGCCGCCGAUGUAGCGGCCAAGUUUGUAAAGAGGAUACAGAGCGAGGUGCUGCGCAGAGGCGCUGACAACAACCCCGUGCUCAGAGGUAUCUUGGCCAAUGAUGACUUUGCGGCGAAGAAGUAUGCCGACUGGACUGCCAAGACGUGCGAGAAGACUGGCAUCAAAUUCGAGUUGGUUGAGGUGGAUAGCAUGUCAGCUGAAGAAGCCGUGGACGCGGCCAACAACGAUCCAUCGGUCGACGGCAUCAUGGUUUACUAUCCCGUCUUCGGGGAUGCACAGGAUGAAUAUCUCCGCAAUGCCGUAAGUAUCAGGAAGGAUGUUGAAGCACUGUGCCACACCUACCGCUACAACAUGUACCACAACAUCCGGUCCAUCCAACUCCCCGGCGGUGGCGCCAGUAAGUCACUGCUGCCCUGUACCCCGGGUGCGAUUGUAAAGAUUCUGGAGUACGUGGGUGUAUACAAUCACAACCUUGCCGAAGGCAAUCGAAUGUACGGCAAGACCAUCGCCGUGGUAAACCGCAGCGAGGUUGUGGGACGACCCCUGGCCGCACUCUGUGCGAAUGACGGCGCGAAGGUAUAUUCCAUCGAUGUAGAUGAUAUCCUGGUGUUCUCGCGCGGCAACGGAAUCAAAUUGCACAAGCACGAGAUAGCCACGACCGAUAUAUCUAAGUCCGCGGCUCUUGGCAAUGCCGACGUGGUCAUCUCUGGAGUGCCCGUCAAGGGUUUUAAGGCUCUUGUAUACAAUCGACACCGCGGAUCUUAAGGAUGGCUGUAUAGCAAUUAACUUUGCCACGUACCAGAACUUCUCACCUGAUAUUGUGGAAAAGGCGUCGAUUUUUGUGAAGAGUGUGGGCAAGGUGACGGUUGCUAUGCUACAACGGAAUGUAAUGCGCGUCAGUCGGUCCACGGACAUGUGCGGCAGUGCGGACAUUCUUUAAUUCCUUGUGGAGCCGAUGAUGUUUCGCUUACACUCUGGAGGACGUUAUAACUCCAUUAGAAAGUAUUGGUAAAUAGUAAUUUAUAACUCCACUUGAAAGUAUUGGUAAAUGAAUUGUCUCCAUGUUUCAUUCUGAAGGCUACGUCGAUUGUCAGUAGUUCUACCUCUUGCCGACGUUUUUGACCCAGUGAGACGCCACCCAACUUAGCAGUUGAAGUCGAGGAUACGAACAUCUUGUUGUUAAUGGUGCAAAACAACUCGGUUCCCUAAUCUUUAUUUUUUCGAAGGCAAAUUUGUCGCUUAGUUUUCAGAUGUAAGCGUGGAUCUUAUACAUCUCAUUUUAUUGUUGGUCAAUCGGUGAAUUAUAAAUACUACUCAUGCCC